This is a messenger RNA of Brassica napus (rape), 1925 nucleotides long. RefSeq lists its product as uncharacterized. The coding region runs from base 573 to 1736 and encodes 387 amino acids. The transcript is spliced from 4 exons. NCBI's taxonomy places the organism in Eukaryota, Viridiplantae, Streptophyta, Magnoliopsida, Brassicales, Brassicaceae. The record is from RefSeq and is a predicted model, not a curated record.
AACAUUUCAAAAUUAUACAUUUAUCACUCAAAAUAAUAUGCUUUAUAAAAUACCAAUUCAAAAUUAAAAAAAAAAAAUAUAAAAUACCAUUUCGAAAUAAAAAAAUAUAAGCAUCAUUCAGUGGAAAAAAUAAAAAUAUUAAAUACACCAAUUCUAGAUGUAUACAAGCUAAUAAAAUCACAAUCUACCAUUGAAAACAAACGUUAUUUUAUCAUAUUCGUAGACUGCUUGACAUUAUUAAUCCAACGAUAGAAAACCACUAGGAUUUAUUUGUGUAGACAAACCGGCCCAAUUAGUAAGCGCAAACACUUUAAACCGGACGGUUAAGUUCUCUAAUUUUGACCCUUAGGAAAAAAAAAAUGGAUUUUUACCGCGAGAACCAGACGCAAAAAUGCGAAAUUAAACCGUAUCCAGUGGCGCUCGAAAAUGUUCCCGCUCCCCUCCCGCUCCUUCGUUUACUUCUUCUAAUAAUCUCCUCUCUCUAUAUAUAUACAUUCCAGACUAUCUCCACUCCCGUUUUGUUUUGUUCUCUUUGUUAGAUCGCUUCACUUCGAAUCUUAUAUCGGAGAAAAAUGGCGAGGUCGAACAGAUCCAAGAGCUCAGAGCGUGUAGGGAAGGGUAAAGUGACUCCAGUUCAAGUCGCUUACCUCGUGGAUCGAUACCUAUGCGACAAUCGAUUCUUAGAAACCCGAUCCAUCUUCAGAUCCGAAGCUUCUUCUCUCAUCUCCAAAUCUCCACUCCGUGAAGCUCCGUGCAGUUUGAUACCACUGGAUGAUAUCUUGAACGAAUACAUCAGCCUCAAGGAGCUCAAAGCCACUGUGGAUCAAGAGAAUGCGAGACUUGAUCAAGAGAAGACUCGCGUUCAGAAUCUAUUACAUGGGAUGCAGGAUGUAAUGAACGCUUACAACUCCACCGCAUCUGCUCUUCCACCUCCGGCGAUUACGACGGCAGCUCACGCGGCUACUCAAAUGGUUGCCUCUACUUCUCAACCAAACAACAUCAGCGUCUCUCCUUCAGGCGGCACAGGGCACAACACGCCUAAUCUCAUGCCAGCAUCAUUGCCAGGAAACAAAAGAGUUGGGAAUUUCACAGCUCCCUCUAGUCAAUCUAUUACCAAAAAGCGAAAGAGUCCUGAGGUUUCUCUAGAAGCUGCUUCUUCUGUUUCUAAUAAAGGGAGGAAAAAGAUACCACCCGUGGAUAACAAUGUAGCUAAUGAGUCAUCUCAUAUUACAUCAAGUGUGGCAAAGUGUUUGUUUACCAGAUCAGACGUGUCACCUCCGACCAAUCCAUCUUGUCUGAGUACACCACAAAAUCAAGCCUCUCCUCAGAGUGAUGUGUCUGUUACUCCUACAAACUGCACAAUCGUCACUAAGGAGAGAAUCACAGUCAGUCCCCACAAGCAAAAUCCUUCUUAUACUGUGGAAAGGAGCCAUAUGGUUUCUUCUUUCUCCCCUGUUAAGUCUAACGCAAAUAUGUCGAGUAAAAGAGAUCAUGUGAAAGGAAGGCUCAACUUCGAUGACAUUGAUGCCACAACGAACUUAUCUCCACCUGCUUCUGGAGAUUUUGUUUCGACUUCUUCAUCUGGCUCUGAAGCAGAAGUUGAUUUGUUUGAUAUUGAUUUUCUGAGCGACAACUUUCCAUACUCGGAAGUGCUUGUCGAUUUCGAUAUUGCUUGUCAAGGAAUGCCAGACCCUUGCCUGCCACAACCAUCAAACUGUUCCUUUCAGUUAGCCUAAGCAGGCUUCUAGAAAGCUUUAACAGUAAUGUAGAUCACACAGUUUUGAAAGAAUGCAAUCCUUCAUUUCUUUAUUUGGCUCCUAACUAGUUCUUCAUGUUAAGUGAAUAUGAGUUUUUUUUUUCUUUAUUUAAGAUGUCCUUUACAACUAAAACUAUCUGAAUCAAGCCAAGUACUACAGCUUCUCCAA